AUGGUAAAUGACCCAAAAGGGCCUAUUGGUGGCAGAAUAUUAGGCGGUAUAGAUGGUGGUGGCAAAACUUCUGGCGGUGCAGGAGGCAUGAUAUCAGGCCUCGGCAAAGGAGGUAAUUUAUCAGGCGGUGGCUUUCCUGGUGCUGGAAACGGAAUAUCAGGAGCUGAUGGCGACGGCAUAGGUGGGCAAGGAAACUCUGGUCCCGGGUUCGGCCCUGGCCUCAAUGGAGGAGGGUCUGCCAAUUCAGGUGGACUAGAUUCAGACACCUCUGGUGAGAUUGAAGUUUGGCCGGUUUGUAACAACUCGAGCAACUCUGGCGGGUCAAAUUGGUCAUGGACACGGGCUAAAAAUAGUCGGGCUAUAAGGAAUGGGAUGAUUGGAAUCACGAGGUUGGCUGAGAUUGCGCAGGUACUGGGCGGCAUUUUUGCUUUAGGCUAA
Dovyalis caffra is the source of this 438-nucleotide messenger RNA. NCBI's taxonomy places the organism in Eukaryota, Viridiplantae, Streptophyta, Magnoliopsida, Malpighiales, Salicaceae. The record is from the annotation of a GenBank genome assembly.